Molecule: messenger RNA, 1885 nt
Organism: Fimicolochytrium jonesii
Lineage: Eukaryota; Fungi; Chytridiomycota; Chytridiomycetes; Spizellomycetales; Powellomycetaceae
Product: tRNA synthetases class I (M)-domain-containing protein
Exons: 10
Coding region: 77-1885 (602 amino acids)
Biological process (GO): methionyl-tRNA aminoacylation
Molecular function (GO): methionine-tRNA ligase activity; ATP binding
Source: RefSeq, a predicted model, not a curated record
CCGUAACUUCGUGUUGGCCACUGGAAGGAAGGGGUGGUCGGGAAGCGCUUUGCUAUAUAAAGUAGGACUAGCAGCCAUGGCAUCAGCCAGCAUAUCCCACACCCUCCCCGCUCUCUUCCGGCCAUGUCUAUCCCGACAUCGAGCCUUUGUCUCCAAAUUCGAGCCCCACCGCUCCCUCAAGAAGCGAGCAUUCCACCGCACCUUCAUCAGCCGCCAGCAACCGAAGAAAGAUGAACCACCAAUGCUUAUCACAACGCCUAUAUUCUACGCCAAUGCAGAACCACAUAUCGGACACCUGUAUUCAACAGUCCUCGCCGACGUGCUAAAACGGUUCUACGAGUUGAAAGGGCGGGAGGUUGUUUUUUCGACGGGGACGGAUGAGCAUGGGCAGAAGAUUCAGGAAGCUGCCCAGAGGAAAGGGAUAGAUACGUUGAAGUUCUGCGAUGAGGUUUCUCAAAAGUUCAAGACAUUAUUCGAAGCCGCCAACAUUUCCUACACCGACUACAUCCGGACGACUGAACCGAGGCAGAAACGCGCUGUGCAGGCUCUUUGGACGGAUUUGCGAGACCGGGGAUAUAUUUACAAGGGCACGCAUGAAGGGUGGUAUUCGGUCUCGGAUGAGACGUUCUAUCCCGCGACGCAGGUUGAGGAGGUUAGGGCCGCUGAUGGGACUACGAAGAUGGUCUCGAAAGAAACCGGCCAACCCGUAACCUGGACCACCGAAGAAAACUACAAAUUCCGUCUCAGCGCCUUCCAAUCCCAACUCCAAUCCUGGCUCACACAAAACCCCACGGCAAUCCACCCCCCCCAAAAACACCACCUGAUCCUCUCAACCCUCACCACCCACUCCCACGAACAACUCGCAGACCUCUCCGUCUCCCGUCUUCGCUCACGCAUGCAGUGGGGGAUCCCCGUGCCGGGGGAUGAGGAACAUGUGGUGUAUGUGUGGCUGGAUGCGUUGGCGAAUUAUUUGACCGUGCUGGGGUAUCCGUGGACGGAGGGUGAGACCGGGAUGAGGGCAAGGAUGCAGAGGGCGUGGCCGGCGGCGUGGCAUGUUGUUGGGCAGGAUAUCCUCAAAUUCCACGCAAUCUACUGGCCCGCCUUCCUCCUCGCCGUCAACCUCCCCCCACCCAUCCGGAUCCUCGCCCACGCCCACUGGCUGCGCCACCACGUCAAAAUGUCCAAAUCGCGCGGAAACGUAGUCGACCCCAUGGCCGCCAUCGCAACCUACGGCGUCGAUUCCGUGCGGUGGUUUUUGAUGCGGGAUAGUGCAUUGGUUUAUGAUUCGGAUUUUUCGGAUGAGAUGAUACAUCAACGGUAUACGAAAGACCUGGAACGGCAGUUUGGAAACCUGGUCAUGCGGUGUUGUGCGCCCAAAGUCAAUAAACGGAUGCUCGCGCCCUCGAGCCCGGGAACACUCACCGACGCCGAUCGGGAGUUGCAUGAUAGUUUGGCUGCCCUCCCAGGCAUUGUAGAAACAUGUUACGAGAACGCCGAAUUUGCCGCCGCCCUCGAACACAUCACACACACCAUCUCCCUCGCCAACAGACACUGGGACGCCACGAAACCCUGGCUCCUCGCGCGCACCUCACCCUCCUCCUCCGCCGCGGCCGAUAUCCUCGCCCAAGACCGCCUCCGCACGAUACUGUACUACGCUAUCGAAACCGUGCGUGUAUGUGGGAUACUCCUGCAGCCCGUGAUGCCCGGGAAGAUGGGGGUGUUGUUGGAUGGGCUUGCGGUGGGCGAGGGGGAGAGGGGGUGGGGGAACGCGCGGGUUGGGGGGAGGUGGGUGGGUGGUGAUGGGAGGGAAGAAGUGGUUGUGAGGGAGGGGUGGGAGGGGACGGUUGUGCCGGUGCAGAGACCGUUGUUUCCUAGGUUGAUGUAG